Molecule: messenger RNA, 2112 nt
Organism: Bactrocera tryoni
Lineage: Eukaryota; Metazoa; Arthropoda; Insecta; Diptera; Tephritidae
Product: trichoplein keratin filament-binding protein
Exons: 3
Coding region: 397-2022 (541 amino acids)
Biological process (GO): apoptotic process
Cellular component (GO): keratin filament
Source: RefSeq, a predicted model, not a curated record
UAAGUUCCAAAACAAAAGAUAUCGCGAUAAGUGCUAUAAACAAAUUCUAUUUUACGAUUUAUGAAUUAUUUUCACAGUCAAAAGUGCUAAAAUACAAUCAUCUACAAUCAUUUACUUGUGAUUUUACCCAUAGAUGCAAUAACCAAUUAGUUUUCAUAUAAAUAAUUAUAGACAAAAAGGUGAUGAAAAAGUAAAUGACCAGGAUCAUGACUUAAUUAUACCUGCAAUCCAAUAAAGAAUCACAUUUUGAACAGUGCAAAGCAUUCACAUUUAUUUCAUAAGACCUUCUCAAAUACAAAACAUAGUUGACGCGCUGCUGAACGUUUCUUUUGAUUUUAUAGCAGACUCCAUUUUGCAAUACACUGACGUUCGAGUGGGUAUUCAACUGCGUGCUAAAUGUCCGUACGCUCCCAUCAAAUCCAGGCGCUCUUUGCACGCCGACGAGAAAUUGAGCACGAUCGUAUUGAGCGCACAGCUGCCGUUAAUCGUUACUAUGACCAUUGGGGCAAGGUGACAACACGUUUCGAGAACUGGACCAAACCAGAGUACUACAAAAAUGCGGAAGAGCAGCUGAAGCAGCGUCGCGAAAAGCGUGAAAAGGAGAUGCAGCAGUUUGAGCGCCGUGAACGGCUGCGUGAGCUCUUCGAUAAAGAGAAGAUUAUGUACGAAAGAGAAAUACUUGAGCGGAGCAGGCCGCGUUCGCGCAAAAUUGCUGCCACCACCGAACAGCUGGAGAAGAUUGAACAGAAUGCUAAGGAACGUGAGAAUAUCAAGCGGAAAUUGGAUUUAGAGGCUAAAUUAUAUGGACGUUGGCGACAUGGUGUCGACGAUGACAAUGUCUUGUUCGAAUCGAAAUCUAGCAAUGAGACGCUGGCCAAGCUUAAUUGGUUGGACAAGAAAAUCGAAGAGCAAUAUGAACGUGAACGGGAAGACGCACAGUCAGUGGAACGUAACUUACGACUGCAGGAGGAGAUCAGCCGUACGGAGCAGGUGCAACGAGAACGUCAACUAAUACGCGAAAAGGAGAUAAAAGAAAUACGUGAACUGCAGGAGAAGCAUAUGGAUGAGCUGAAGCUGCGACAGGCCGAGGCAGACGGUUUGAAAGAGGCGGAAAAGCAUUUACGUACAUGCCUGAGUGACGUGGAUAAGGAACUGGAAUUAUUAGAGGAGAGUUGUUCGCUGAUCAUGGAGUCCGCAGAUGUAUCGCAAGCUUACAAUUUGAAAAAAAUCAAGAUUUUCAUACGCAAACGGUCCGAGUCGUUCUGCAACCAAAUUAAGCUCUGCAUAAGUAUACUGGACCGCUUGAGUGCCUACACUACAUGUACCGAUAUCGUAAACCGGUUAUUGAACAAAUACAGAGGACAUCUUGAGGCUGAAACAUUUAAUCUCUCACAAGUUGAGGCAAUGUACGAAUCAGAGGCCAAGUACAAUAUGCAGCGGCUCGAGUCCUCAUGGCAACAACAACAUCUCGAGCGUUACCACGAACUAAAGCAACUGCUAACAGAAGAGCGUUGUACAUUUGCUACGCGUAUUAAUGAGAAUCUUCAACGUCAAACCGAUGCUUAUGAAGUGCGCUCCACACAUCUUACAGCGCUUGAGAAUUCCAAUGAAAAGCUAAAGCAAUUAAUAGCCGAAGAGCAGCAAUCGCCGCGCAGUGCCCUGCCUGUAGCUAAUAGUAGUGACACUGCCACACCAUUCCCUGGUACAGCAUACGCUGGAGAUGCCGGAGAUCAGGCCUCGGUGGCUGAUGAUAACGUAAGCAUUGCACAGCUAAUGCCUAGUGGCACACCCAGUGCACCUACGUCCGGCACACAUUUCGGACGACGCAGACCUAUGUCCUCUGAGCUGCCUAAAGUGACCAACUCGUUUACGAAUUUGAAUUUGGACGUUUGGAAAGACUUGCCAGCUGCACGUCACGGCAUCGAUUCGCCGCGCUUGUUAACCCAGCGAUCGCCGAGCAUUGUCACUUCGGAAUCAGCUUCGCGACCGAAAUUCGCGCGUAAGCGCAUAGCUUGGACAUAAUUUAAAUUUCUUCUUCUAUUUGCUAGCCCAUUUUUACUAGACUUUUUAUAACGAAUUUCGAAAAAGAGGAGUUGAAAAUAUUUUUAUAAA